AUGGCGGCCCAUCUUGACGAGGUAUCAACCGAGGAGCUCGUCAAAGAGAUUCAAAGGCGCAUUGAUUGCGGAACAAAACCAGAAAAACACGUCAUUUUGAUUGGACCCCCAGGAUGUGGAAAGGGAACACAGUCACCAAAGAUCAAGAAGGAGCACUGUCUGUGUCACCUUGCCACUGGUGACAUGCUCAGGGCUGCCGUGGCAGCCAAGACACCUCUCGGACUCGAGGCAAAGAAGGCAAUGGAUGCUGGGGCGCUGGUGUCCGAUGACAUUGUGGUGGGCCUGAUUGGCGAGGCUGUGCAAAGGCCCGAGUGCCGCGUGGGAUUCAUUCUGGAUGGAUUCCCACGCACGGUCGUUCAGGCGCAGAAGCUGGAUGGCUUGCUGGAGAAGCGAGGCAUUGCCAUUGACAGGGUGCUCAACUUUGUGGUGCCGGAUUCUGUGCUGGUGGAGCGGGUGACUGGCCGAUUGAUACACCCAGCGAGCGGACGCUCUUACCAUGAAAAGUUUGCGCCGCCCAAGACCCCAGGCAAGGAUGAUUUUACUGGCGAGCCGCUCAUCAGGAGGAAGGAUGACAAUGCUGAGACCCUGAAGGCCCGCCUGGCUGCAUUCCACUCCCAAACAUCUCCGGUGAUUGACUACUACAAGACUAAGACGGUGGAGCUGAAGGCUGAUGCACCCCAGGAGGCUGUUGCAGAGCAGAUCAAGAAGGCAUUGUAA
Molecule: messenger RNA, 717 nt
Organism: Coccomyxa subellipsoidea C-169
Lineage: Eukaryota; Viridiplantae; Chlorophyta; Trebouxiophyceae; Coccomyxaceae
Product: adenylate kinase
Exons: 6
Coding region: 1-717 (238 amino acids)
Biological process (GO): nucleobase-containing compound metabolic process
Cellular component (GO): cytoplasm; mitochondrion
Molecular function (GO): AMP kinase activity; ATP binding
Source: RefSeq, a predicted model, not a curated record